AAAAUGUCAGUGCGUCUUAUGGAGCGAAUAUGGAGCGGCCGGUCCGAUAUUUCCACCGCCGCCGUGUCAGAAUACCGGGCCAGCCGCUCAGCUCUGCAGCGGGACCUUAUGGAGAUGACUGCUGACCUUUGGGGAGCGAGUACAUGAUUUUGACAGGUACCCGCUCUUAUUUCCGCAGAGUUGUUCUUUGAUCUUACCUGUCAGCAGUCAGUUCUCCUGUACUGUCCGCAGUCUCUGGUCAUCCCUGUGCUGUCUGUAGUCUCUGGUCAUCCCUGUGCUGUCCGCAGUCUCUGGUCA
Messenger RNA from Staurois parvus, 297 nucleotides. The record is from the annotation of a GenBank genome assembly. Lineage: Eukaryota; Metazoa; Chordata; Amphibia; Anura; Ranidae.